GGGCUCUUGCUAUGUUGCCUAUACUGGUCUUGAACUGCUGGCCUCAGGCAGUCUUCCUCCCUUGGCCACCCAAAGAGAUGGGAUUACAAGCAUGAGCCACUGUGCACAGCUGAGAUUUUUCAACUUAGUCUUUUUGUAUACCCAGUAUCUUAUAGAAUAUCCAUAAUAUAGAUUCAUAAAUAAACCAUUUCCUUCAAUGGUAUAAAUAAAUAAACCACUGCUAUAAAUGGUGGAAUUUUCUGAGUUAAGAGCAAUACAUAUGAUACAAAACUUGAUAUAUAGAGUUUCUUAGCCAAACUGGAGGGGCUGGCUUUAGGUGAUCCGUGGACUCCCUGAAAUUGGGGACACCAUUGGAAAUAUGUGUGAACUCAUGGGCAGUUUCCUAUGAUUUCCAGUCCUCAAAAUAUCUCUUGGACUCAAAGAUGCCUUAGGGCAGAGGACGCGUGUACCCCCAGUACAGAAUCUCGGACAGUGAAUGUCAGUAGACAUUCGGCAGAAAAGCUCUGCCAAAUUGAGUGCUCUGAUGUGACUUUUUCAUCAAGUCAAUGUUCCUGGGAUCUCUUGUACAUGAUAACCUCACUCUUGUAAGGUUUCAUCGUUUCUGCUUACCCUAGUUUUCUUUCCCAUCCUGAUCCCUCUCCCACCAGACUGGACUCUGAAACGGGCAUGUACAGAGAAGAGGAGACCCCAACACGCUUCAAGCUUUGAGUGGAGAGGACACAGCCUCUGCUGGGACAGGGAACAGAGGGAUGCGGAGACCCUGAAGAUGCUUUUGGACAGUGGUCUGAGGUUGGGACAGUGGCAGGAGAUACCAUUCACCCAGGAUCUCCAGGACAAGAGAUCAGCCUGGCAGUUACAUGUGUUUUUGUUCAAACUGGUUGCCAGGUUGGAAAGACCGAUGACAUCAGAGAUUCCGACCUUCCUGAUUGGAGGGACCGGACUCUGUCGGCGCCUGGGAGUUCAGUUGGACAACAGUAACUUCUCAGAGCUGUUCUCCACUCCUGACUUCUCCCAGCCUCGAGAACUGAUAACACACUCUUCUGGAUCCCAGCAGUGUCCAGAAGAAGACCAAGGACAGAACAGAGACUAGGUUCGGUGAGAUGGGACAGAUUUGGGGAAAGAUCAUGAUGAGCCAUCAACCGCAGCCCCAGGAAGAGCAGAGCCCCCAGCGGAGCACCUCAGGGUACCCCCUCCAGGAGGUGGUGGAUGAUGAAGUGUCGGGACCAUCAGCCCCUGGGGUAGAUCCCAGCCCCCCACGUAGGUCCCUUGGCUGGAAAAGGAAGAGGGAGUGUUUGGAUGAAUCUGACGAUGAGCCAGAGAAGGAGCUCGCCCCUGAGCCUGAGGAGACCUGGGUGGCGGAGACGCUGUGUGGCCUCAAGAUGAAGGCGAAGCGACGGCGAGUGUUGCUCGUGCUCCCUGAGUACUACGAGGCCUUCAACAGGCUGCUUGAGGAUCCUGUUAUUAAAAGAUUCCUGGCCUGGGACAAAGAUCUGAGGGUGUCGGACAAGUAUCUCCUGGCUAUGGUCAUAGCGUAUUUCAGCCGGGCCGGCCUCCCCUCCUGGCAAUACCAACACAUUCAUUUCUUCCUGGCUCUCUACCUGGCCAAUGACAUGGAGGAGGACGACAAGGACUCCAAACAAAACAUCUUCCACUUCCUGUAUGGGAAGACCCACUCUCACACACCCUUCCUCCGUAAGCAUUGGUUCCAGUUAUGCUGUUUCAUGAACCCGAGGGCCAGGAAGAACUGCUCUCAGAUAGCCUUGUUCCAGAAGCGUCGGUUCCAGUUCUUCUGUUCCAUGCGCUGCAGGGCUUGGGUUUCCCCGGAGGAGUUGGAGGAGAUCCAGGCUUAUGACCCAGAGCACUGGGUGUGGGCGCGAGAUCGCGCCCACCUUUCCUAG
Messenger RNA from Gorilla gorilla gorilla (western lowland gorilla), 1898 nucleotides. It is a transcript of the gene SPDYE3, whose product is annotated as speedy/RINGO cell cycle regulator family member E3. Gene Ontology annotation, molecular function: protein kinase binding. The coding region runs from base 1101 to 1898 and encodes 265 amino acids. Lineage: Eukaryota; Metazoa; Chordata; Mammalia; Primates; Hominidae. The transcript is spliced from 6 exons. The record is from RefSeq and is a predicted model, not a curated record. Gene Ontology annotation, biological process: positive regulation of cyclin-dependent protein serine/threonine kinase activity.